Messenger RNA from Zychaea mexicana, 3050 nucleotides. RefSeq names its product helicase C-terminal domain-containing protein. Gene Ontology annotation, molecular function: DNA helicase activity; DNA binding; hydrolase activity, acting on acid anhydrides, in phosphorus-containing anhydrides. The record is from RefSeq and is a predicted model, not a curated record. Gene Ontology annotation, biological process: nucleotide-excision repair; double-strand break repair involved in meiotic recombination. The transcript is spliced from 26 exons. Lineage: Eukaryota; Fungi; Mucoromycota; Mucoromycetes; Mucorales; Lichtheimiaceae. Gene Ontology annotation, cellular component: nucleus. The coding region runs from base 112 to 2820 and encodes 902 amino acids.
CGCGAACAACAAAAAAAAACACGCACACAACGCUUCUCCGAAAUAGGAACAAACUAUCCCUUUUUCUUUGUUCCCGCCACCCUCAUUCCCUUUCAACACACUACGACACUCAUGGCAACGAUAUCAGGAAAGAGAUCUCGUAGACGGGUCGAUCGUCGAAAAGACAACUCGCCGGGUGAAGAGCAACAGCUACUUCCGUUCAUGUCGUUAUCACAAAUGCGCAAACCAGCCAAACGUGCAAGCGAUGCACCAAUGAAGAAAUAUCCCAUGAGUGGUGUCACGGUCGAAUUCCCUUUUCAGCCAUAUCCGGCACAGAUCCAAAUGAUGUCCAAAAUCGUAAAGGCAUUAAAGGAGAAAAAGAACGCUUUGUUGGAAAGUCCUACAGGAUCCGGCAAGUCGUUGGCGAUUCUUUGUGCAUCAAUCGCAUGGUCCGAGUACGAAAAGAACCGUCAAUUAGCAGAGGAAACAGCAAGACAAGUGAUCGUAUUAGACGAUAAACCUGGCGACAACAACAAAAACAACGAUGAUGAUAUCAUGAUACUUUCCUCCACGACAACAACUCUAAACCCAUCAUUGAAACGAGGAUUUAGCGAGGACGACGACUUUAAGCCGGUACAACUCCCAUCUAAAAUCAUCAAACUCGAACAAGAGCGACGCAGUAAAAGCGCAUCUCCUGCAGUAUCGAUCGAUGGAGAGGACGGCUAUGACGACAGUAAUAACUCAAAAGAAGAAUCGACCGAGACCAAUUCACGCGUAUCGAAAAUUUAUAUUGGCAGUCGAACACACAAACAAUUAUCGCAGCUUGUGGGUGAACUCAAGGGCAACACACACUAUCGACCAAAGAUGUCGGUUCUAGGCAGUCGAGAGCAUUAUUGCAUUGAAAAGAAAGUGAAAAAGGCACAAGAUAAAGGCGAAGCAUGUACGGCACUUUUGGAUGCGGAUCUUUGUUCAUUUUCAAACAAGGUUGGCAAAGUAGUCGCCAAUUCACAUAUCCGCAAAGGUGGCGAUCGAGAAGUUUGGGAUAUUGAAGACUUGACUCAAAUUGGACAAGCAGUUGGAGGAUGUCCAUAUUUUGCAUCAAGAACCUUGGCCGAAUCAGCAGAAAUCAUUUUUUGUCCUUACAACUAUCUUUUAGAUCCACUGAUCCGAAGUAGCAUGGAUAUAGAUCUAAAAGACCACGUUGUUGUUUUGGAUGAAGCACACAAUAUUGAAGACGUUGCUCGAUCCUGCGGCUCGUUUGAACUGACGGAAACCCAACUGCGUAUCGUUUCUAUUGAGUUGUCGCGAGUUGUGCGACAUCCUUCCAUUGCCGCAAACAGCAAUAGUAAUCUUAAGAAUGCGUAUCAGCAGCUAUUUCUGUUGACUGAUACUAUGACUGAUUUCAUGAACGAGGAGCCAAAAAACCCAACAAUUAAACGGGAUAAUUACGAAGAACGCCGCAGCAUUUGGAACGACAAGGACUUGUUAUCCAAGUUAUCGGAACUGCAUAUCAGCCAGAGUACUUUAAACACGAUCACUUCUGCGCACGAAACAGUAGCUGAGCAGAUGGCAAACAUGAAACGUGAUAAAGAAGGCAAAUCGCAACAACAGCCAGAUGAGUGGGAGGAACAAAACGACUCCUUUGCGAACGAUAACAUUGACAAUGGAAAUCCCGAAGAAAAUAAAAAGACACAGAAAUGUAUUAGUGUCAAAAGUCAUCGGCUUUUUGAAGGUCUUAUCAUGAUUUUCAAGUUUAUCUUUUCUGAGCAAGGCACGCGUGAAAAGGAUUACUCGAUGGCUCUUAUCAAGAAGAUUGAUCGACAACAAACGAGACGAACAAAAACGGCCGACUGGGAGAUAAAGCUGGCAUUUUGGUGCUUAAAUCCUGCCAUUGUUUUCCGAAAUAUGGCGCAAGAGACACGAUCCAUUAUCUUGACGAGUGGUACCUUGUCACCUCUAAACACUUUUGCCUCUGAGCUUGAAACCGAAUUUCCUAUACGACUUGAAGCCAAUCACGUGAUUGAUCGAUCUCAAGUGUGGAUCAGAUCCAUUGUACAAGGACCUGGAUCAGUCGUAUUACAUGGAACUUGGGAGCGCGCCUCACAAUUCCAAUAUCAAGACUCAGUGGGUCAAUCACUUUGUGAAAUUUCAGAAAUUAUACCUUAUGGAAUUCUAUGUUUUGUUCCUUCUUAUAAUGCCAUGGAGAAACUUAUAGAGCGCUGGAAGACAACAGGAUUGUACGAUCGCUUGGAUCAACGAAAACAUAUCGUUUGCGAACCGUCUGGAAAGGGCAGCAAAGACGUGUUUGAACAACUCAUGAACAAUUUCUACUACUACAUCAGCGACGCUGAAACGAAUCAAGGCAAAGACGGACGUAAGGAUGGCGCCAUCCUGUUUGCAGUAUACCGUGGAAAAGUGAGUGAAGGUAUUGAUUUCACAGACAACAAUUGUCGUGCCGUUGUUGCCCUAGGCAUCCCAUUUCCGAAUAUUAAAGAUGUACAAGUCGAGUUGAAAAAGGACUACAACACAAAGCGGUGUAAGGAUGGUGAACAUGUGCUUGACGGAGGUGGCUGGUACCGAACCCAAGCGUAUCGAGCCAUCAACCAAGCUUUAGGUCGUUGUAUUCGACAUCGAAGGGACUGGGGUGCCAUUAUAUUACUAGAAUCCAGAUUCAGUGAAGCACAAAACGUAUCACAACUGUCGAAAUGGGUCCGACCAUUAUGUGCCACGGAAACGAGCUAUGCAAACGCGAUCGUUGAUUUGCGCGAGUUUGCCGAAAAGCGUCUUGGUAUGGAUCGAAAAACCAAACAAGAGAAAGCUGCCGCGACGGAAAUUGUAUAAAAAGAUAGAGUGGUCAUAACGGUGUCUUGAUAAUAGUAAUGCUGUAGUAGCGGUCAAUACCACUACACUAACUUCUACUACUGCUGCCACAAUGAUUCAAACUACUACAUCCAUCAUCAUUCCUCCUUGUAAAAUACGGAAACUAUAACAACAGAGAUCUAUUGCUUCUUUCGAUCUCAAUUUAUAAUGUCUGCAUAAAAUGAGCGCCUACGUACGAGGUUGAAGUACGG